CUCCGGCAGGCUACUUUUUUCACUGCUGAUGAACACGUGUUUACCUAUUUUUAGAUUCGAUUGGAAAAAAAUGAACUUGUUUUCGGUGGAAAUGAUUUGUGAUUUCGAUAAUAGAUCUGCAUUACUUUAAAAUCAAGACACAAAGCAUCACUGAAAUCGAUUAAAAACAGGUAUGGUUGAUUCUGUUGGCAGUCAAGAGGACGUUGGGCUUUGGGAGGCAUGUGGGGUGUUUGGGUGUGUAGCCCAGGGGGAAUGGCCCACCCAGCUGGAUAUAGCCCAUACAAUCUACCUGGGGUUGGUUGGACUACAGCACAGAGGACAAGAGAGUGCAGGUAUAGUGACCAGUAUGGGGACCAACGAUUGUAGGUACCGGGUCAAGAAAGGCAUGGGGCUGGUCAGCAAUGUGUUUUCAGAGGAGGACCUCCAUAAACUCAAGGGAAACAUUGGUAUAGGUCACACUCGCUACUCCACCCAGGGCGAUUCGGACACCAUCAAUGUGCAGCCAUUCGUGGUGGAAACCAUCCACGGACUUAUUGCUGUGGCUCAUAAUGGAGAACUUGUGAAUGCCAAGAAACUAAAGCAAAAGUUACUCAAACAUGGGGUUGGACUGUCAACAGGAACCGACAGCGAGUUGAUAACACAGCUUUUGACACAUACCCCAGAGUGUGGGGAGCCCCAUGGGGCUAACUGGAUUGGAAGAAUCAAGCGCAUAAUGAACGAGACUGUUAUUUCAUACUCGCUGGUCAUCAUGCAUGAUGACAAGAUCUACGCUCUCAGGGACCCGUUUGGAAACAGACCUCUCUGUCUCGGGAAACUUCUGUCUGUGGGCUCAAUCAAAGACAAUUCUGUGAAAGAUCAGGUGGUUGAUGGAUGGGUGGUGUCCUCAGAGUCCUGCUCCUUUAACAGCAUCGGUGCUAAAUACUACCGCGAGGUGUUACCAGGUGAAGUAGUUGAACUAAGCAAGACAGGCAUAAAAUCGGUCUACAUCGCUCCGCGACCGAACAACAAGCCUCCAGCCACAUGUAUAUUUGAAUAUGUGUACUUUGCCAGGCCAGAUAGUAUCAUGGAAGGUCAGAUGGUGUACAGCGUCCGACAGAGGUGUGGGCAACAGUUAGCCAAGGAAGCCCCUGUGGAUGUGGAUCUGGUCAGUACCGUGCCAGACUCAGCCACACCCGCCGCCCUCGCAUACGCUGCUCAGCUGGGAAUUCCAUAUGGAGAGGUUUUUUGCAAAAACCGUUACGUUGGAAGAACCUUCAUCCAACCAAACAUGAGACUGAGAAAAAUGGGAGUCACCAAAAAGUUUGGGCCCUUGAGUGAGAAUAUCAGAGGGCGAAGGAUUGUUCUGGUAGAUGACUCCAUCGUCCGGGGGGUAACCAUGACCCCUAUUGUCAAUCUACUGAGGGCAGAAGGUGCUAAGGAGGUGCACAUUAGAAUAGCCUCUCCCCCUAUCAAGUACCCUUGCUACAUGGGGAUCAACAUCCCAACACGAAAGGAGCUGGUGGCCAACAACAUUCAACAAGACAAAUUUGCCGAAUACUUUGGAGCAGACAGUCUGCACUAUCUGACGGUAGAGGGGCUCCAACAGGCAGUAGUGGAGGGGAUCAAAGGGGACGGGCUGGAAAACACCGGGCACUGCGUGGCCUGUCUCACUGGAAACUACCCAACAGAUCUAGACUGGUGAGGAGUGAAUCCAACCGUUUGUGGAUGUGGAUUGAAGAAGAAAUAUUCAUUUUUUUUUUUUGUGGCUGUGAUUUAAAAAAAUUUAAGUGCUGGUGAAUUGGAGUGCCAAUUUCUGAACAGUUGUCUCAAAAUAUCUGCUUUGAACACACAUAAUUGUGCCAAUCUUAUUUAUGUAGUGAAUUCCAUUCAUGUAAAUGUAUUGUGGACACUUAGUCCGAGGUCCCUUGAAUGAUAUUACAAUAUCCAGCUCAAAGAUUCAGGGCUUUCUUAUUAUCAGAACAAAGUUGAAAUGCAUGACUCCAAAUUUAUCACUGGUACAUGUUUGUUUGUAUAGUGUACAUUUGUGUUUAGAUAUGUUCUCAUUUGAAUUUUCUUUAAAUUGUGUUGAAAACAAUUGCAAUGUACAAGUUUCAUUAGUGUGUAUGGUUGAGAUGCAAAACUCAACUUCAUAUUUCAUGCAUCAUGUUUUAAUAAUCUCCCAUGAAACCAUAAUUUGAUGUUCACAAUUUUUUUUACAAAAUUGACAGUUUAAUAUAAUUAAGCUCAUUGAAUUUGAUUCACUUUCCUUAAUUAAAUCUUCAGUGAUUAAAUCUACAUCUUCAUACAUGUUAAAGCACAGAGAAAUUCCAAGCUGUAUGAUUGUUUGCAAGGGAGACUUAUCUCUGUAAAUAAAUACUCACUUUACGUACAUAAAUUUUAAUGAUGGUCAUGUUGAUACAAUAUUAUUUAUAUUGGAAAAGUGCUCAAAACUUGUUUGCAUUUUCCAAUUUUUAUGUUAAAUUUACUGGACUACAUUUGUAAAAUAAUUUUUAAAGUUUCAAUAAAUUCAAAUUCAAAAGCU
Magallana angulata is the source of this 2521-nucleotide messenger RNA. Its product is annotated as amidophosphoribosyltransferase-like. Gene Ontology annotation, molecular function: amidophosphoribosyltransferase activity. Lineage: Eukaryota; Metazoa; Mollusca; Bivalvia; Ostreida; Ostreidae. Bases 173 to 1681 code for a protein of 502 amino acids. The transcript has 13 exons. Gene Ontology annotation, biological process: purine nucleobase biosynthetic process; purine nucleotide biosynthetic process. The record is from RefSeq and is a predicted model, not a curated record.